GGGCGUUUGUUAAAUAGCCGGCGACGACGGGAUGGGUGGCAGACAUAACACGUCCUCUCGCUUUCUCUUGUAGGUUACGAUGAGGCACCGAGAGCGGAGCAGCGGCGACAACAGCAGCUGUUGCUGAUGCCUGGCCAGCGCGUUCGACUGGCUGUGGGCCGUUGUGACAGUUGCGAGCGUCUUUCCGCCCUCUCCUCGAGCUGUUUAUGUGCGUGAGGUUCCGCGCGCGUCGCCAGACGGUUGCUUGGCCGGUUCGACCGGAGCCCUGUCGACGUCCGUCGUGGUGGCGGCCUGUCACAUCUGCGAACCUAACGCGCUUCCGGAACUCCAGUAAGGAACCAUGCGGCUAUGUGGGGCGCUUCUAAAAAGCCCCAUUCCCAAACAAAUCGAAUACUACUCUCGUUUUUCCCCGUCGCCGCUCUCUAUUAAGCAGUUCCUGGACUUCGGUAACCGCCCAGCCGCCCUGUUUAGGGUGACUCGCUCCUUCCUUCAUCAGGGAGUUCGGGAAGAACCCUUGCAAGGGCGUGCUGAGGAUUUCGGACAAUAUCUGCACGAUAAAAUCGCUCAGAUUCAGGAUGGCCUGGACUCAGAUUGGGUAGAUUCGGACAGGAUGACGGAGGGCGUGAUAAUGCAUGUGAGAAAACAUCAUACAUGUUCCUGAGAAAAGAGCUUCCUGUGCGACUUGCUAAUACAAUGAGAGAAGUAAAUUUGUUGCCUGACAACUUGUUGAAUAGACCUUCUGUUAAGCUAGUACAAAGUUGGUAUAUGCAGAGCUUUCUUGAGCUUUUAGAGUAUGAAAAUAAAAGUCCUGAAGAUCCACAUGUUUUAGAUAACUUUUUAGAUAUCUUAAUUAAAGUCAGGAAUCGACACAAUGAUGUUGUUCCUACCAUGGCCCAAGGAGUUAUUGAAUACAAAGAAAAGUAUGGAUUUGAUCCUUUUGUGAGCAGUAAUAUUCAAUAUUUUUUAGACAGAUUCUAUACCAAUCGCAUCUCAUUUCGCAUGCUUAUUAAUCAGCACACGCUGCUUUUUGGCGGAGUCACCAAUCCUGCUCAUCCAAAACAUAUUGGGAGCAUUGAUCCUACUUGUAAUGUGGCUGAUGUAGUAGAAGAUGCCUUUGCAACUGCCAAGAUGUUGUGUGACCAGUAUUAUCAAGUAGCACCUGAUUUGGAAAUUGAAGAAUUUAAUGCUAAAGCACCAGGCAGGCCCAUUCAGGUUGUCUAUGUACCCUCACAUUUGUUUCAUAUGCUUUUCGAGUUGUUUAAGAAUUCAAUGCGAGCUACAGUGGAGCUACAUGAAGGUAAAUGUAAAAGCUAUCCAUCAAUUAAAACAUUAGUCACUUUGGGAAAAGAAGACCUAUCAAUAAAGAUAAGUGAUAAAGGUGGUGGUGUACCUCUGAGAAAAAUAGAUCGCCUUUUUAAUUAUAUGUAUUCAACUGCUCCCAGGCCUAAUUUGGAGCCAUCAAGAGCUGUACCUUUGGCUGGAUAUGGGUAUGGUCUGCCAAUUUCUCGUCUUUAUGCUCGAUAUUUUCAAGGUGACCUCAAAUUAUAUUCUAUGGAAGGAGUUGGUACAGAUGCAGUAAUCUAUUUGAAGGCACUAUCAAGUGAAUCGUUUGAAAGACUACCAGUUUUUAAUAAGUCAGCUUGGCGACAUUACAAAACCACUCCAGAAGCGGAUGAUUGGAGUAACCCUAGCAGUGAACCCAGGGAUGCUUCCAAGUAUAAAGCUAACAGAUAAUUCAGCAUUUUCACCUUGAUACAUACUUGCAUUCAACAAUGCUUUGUUUCAGUUUCCAAACUCCUCUAAAUAUAGGUUUCUUUAGAAAAAUCUGUUUAGGAAUUUGAAAUAGCAAGAACAGAGGACUUUGAAGGACUGGCAUUAUGCAUUUUUGGUGUGAGGUAUUGUAAUUACUUUGCCAAAACAUGCUUGGUUACUAAGUCAUAAAUUACAGAGAGAAUUGCACUAUGACUGCAAUUAGAUUAUAAAAUUGUAUAGUAAAAAGGUACUAUUUUUUAGGAUCACUUUCUAGUCCUAUGUAAUAAUUGAAAAAAAUGUUUUGACUUGUUAUUUGACAGUAAUGUCUUGCACAGCAUUAUAAUGGAACAAAAAAUCUUGUGUACUUGAAUAUGUGCAUAGGAAACUCAUUGCUGCAUUUUUAUAUGGCACUAUAUAAUUCGCUAUCUAAAAAAAUGCUCAUCAUUAUGGAAGUUUGUCAGAUCUUACAUCAGUAUAUAAUUGUUGAAGUUAUCCAAAAAGUCCUUAGGGCUUUAAAUGUUUUGUUUCUAAUUCCCAGUUUGAAGAGGCAGCUUAUUUAAUGCUGAUUUUGUUUUCAUGGAAAAUAGUAAGACUUUCAUUUUGCAGUCAUGAUCUUGAUAAAAUUUUCCUUUUUUGGUUAAUAACUUCAACACUUUAAAUGCAUAAACUGCAUCUUCUGCUAGGCCAAAUCUAUUGAUAAAUAAGACAAUUAUGUUUUAUAAUUGAAGUAUUUUAUACUGAUUGUAAAAAAUGAGUAAUUUCAAAUGUUGGCUUCAUAACAUCAAAUAUUUAAUUUACAGUAUUAACGUUAGUAUUUUAGUCAUUUGAGAUCCAUUUAUAUCAAAAUGAAAAUAAUUAGCAAAAGGAUCAUAAAAGGAAUGUCAAAUAUUGUUAAAUUAAAUAUUGAACAGCACCUUGACAUAAAUAUCUAAAAAUUGUUUAAGAUUUUUUUUAAUGGAAAAAAAGAAUAAAGGUGAAACAGAAGACACGUUUGAAUGAAACUGCCUCUGACAUUAUGACUAGAAAUAGAAUUUGAUUUUCAAAGAAAUCAAGUAAGAAUUGUUGUAAUAUUUUUUCAAUAUACAUAUUUAUGUCUCUAAUUAUAUACAAGCGUUUAAUCAUGGUUAUUAAUUUUAUGCUAUUACCUUCUUUCUGAGCAUCAGAAAUCCUUUGUACUCUGAAAAACAUCCCUAUUAGCUCUAUGUAUAUUUCUAGUAGCUCACAAUUUAAUUAAAAAGAAAAUAAGGUAUAGAGUGAUCAACAGAGUUAUCGUAUAUCAACUUUUAGAACUCCUUAUCUUGUGUGUAGAACUAUUAAUCUUACUGGGUUAAAGUGUCUUGGCACCUGAAAAUCAGAGGUAGUAAAUUCUUUGUUUUUCAUAUAAAAAGAACAAGAAUGAAAAAAUGUAUUCAUUUAAAAUAUAUAAUAUAAAAUAUAUUCAAAUCUCUUCCAGAAGAUUUGAAAUGGAUACUAUUUGAUUGAGCGCCAGUUUGGUGUAGUAAUUAAAGCAUCAGACCAGAAACUGGGAGAUUGUAAUUCUUAUCUCACUUUAGACACAAAGCCAACUGGGUGACCUUGGGCCAAUCACAGUUUCUUGGCACUAGGAAGAAGGCAAUGGUAAACCACUUCCAAAAAUCUCUCCAAGAAAACUGUAAGGAUUAUUCACACAGUUUCCAAGACUUAACUUAAAGGCAUCCCUGCCUCUCAAACUACAGUACUGGAUUAAAAUUUAUAUUUCUGUCUUAGAUAUGACUGUGCCAUUUUGCUGUGGAAUUAUUUUUAAAGAUAUAAUAAUAAUAACAACAACAACAACAACAACAACAGGUUGUAAGGGAUCUUGGAGGUCUUCUAGUCCAACCCCCUGCCCAGGCAGGAAACCCUACACCAUUUCAGACAAAUGGUUAUCCAACAUUUUCUUAAAAAUUUCCAGUGUUGGAGCAUUCACCACUUCUGCAGGCAAGUUGUUCCACUGAUUAAUUGUUCUAACUGUCAGGAAAUUUCUCCUUGGUUCUAAGUUGCUUCUCUCCUUGAUUAGUUUUCACCCAUUGCUUCUUGUUCUACCCUCUGGUGCUUUGAAGAAUAGUUUGACUCCCUCUUCUUUGUGGCAACCCCUGAGAUAUUGGAACACUGCUGUCAUGUCUCCCCUAGUCCUUCUUCUCAUUAAACUAGACAUACCGAGUUCCUGCAACCCUUCUUCAUAUGUUUUAGCCUCCAGUCCCCUAAUCAUCUUCGUUGCUCUUCUCUGCACUCUUUCUAGAGUCUCAACAUCCUUUUUACAUCGUGGCGACCAAAACUGAAUGCAAUAUUCCAAGUGUGGCCUUACCAAGGCAUUAUAAAGUGGUAUUAACACUUCAUGUGUUCUUGAUUCUAUCCCUCUGUUUAUGCAGCCCAGAACUGUUGGCUUUUUUGGCAGCUGCUGCACACUGCUGGCUCAUGUCUAAAUGUUGUCCACUAGGACUCCAAGAUCCUUUUCACAGUCACUACUAUUGAGCAAGGUACCACAUAUACGGUACCUGUGCAUUUUGUGUUUUUUGCCUAAAUGUAGAACCUUACUUUUUUCACUGUUGAAUUUCAUUUUGUUAGAUAGCAUCCAGUGUUCAAGUCUGUCAAGAUCCUUCUGUAUCUUGAGUCUAUCUUCUGGAGUAUUGGCCAUUCCUGCCAGCUUGGUGUCAUCUGCAAGUUUGAUGAGUUCCCCAUCUAUCCCCUUGUCCAAGUCAUUGAUGAAGAUGUUGAAGAGUACUGGGCCUAAAACAAAGCCUUGGGGUACUCCACUGCAUACUUCCCUCCAUGUGGAUGUAGUUCCAUUGAGGACUACACUUUGAGUUCGGUUGGUCAGCCAAUUACGAAUCCAUCUGGUGGUGGUGCUGUCUAACCCACAUUUUUCUACUGUUGCCUUUUGGAAUGUCUUGUUUAUUCCUCAGACUAGCCUGCAGUCUUGGGAUUUCCUGAAAUAUUUUCCCAUCCAGUUACUAAUCUGAGCUGACCCUAUUGAGCUUUUCAGAGUCAGCUGAGAUUGGCUAAAACCACUCAACUAGCUGUUAGGUGUUAGCCACUAGGUAGAAAAUAAGGUCUGGAUAAAAGCAAAUUAUAUGUUUCUUCCUUCUGUAGUUUCAAUUACACUGUUGUGCUCUUUUGUAUAAGUUGUGGUCUCAAAUAUGGGCAACUUCAUGCUAAAGUCUCAUGAUUCUUGUUUUACACACAGAAAUGUGAUUUAAGUAUAAAUGCAGCAUUUUAAUGUUUGGAAGAAUUGUAGUAAUAUUAUCUGUAGAAUAAUUUGAAGCCAAAUUAGAAAUUAAAUUCAGCUCUGUGUCUCUAUUAUUACAUAUAAAAAGUAGUAUUGGAGUAAAAUAGCAUUAGGAAGAAAAGCUUCAUAAAACUUAUUCUAGACUUGUUUCUCUACUAAAAUGGCUCUCAAAUGCUUUUUUAUCUAUAUCAUUUCCCAUUGAGAUGCUUGGUUUUAACAAACAGGAUAAGGAUUCAACUGUUGCUUCUUUUUUUAUUUCCAAAGAUUUUCAAGGAUUCUGUGGGAUUUUUUAAAUAAAUAAAUUAUAGUGAAAUGUCAGUUUAACAGAUCAGUUGGGAGGGAAUGCCCAUUAAUUUUGCAUAUCCAUCAAAAUGCAAAUUAAAUAAUUUGUGGUGAUCUGAAUCAUUUGUGCAAAUGGCAAACUGAGGCAAAUAACGUGAUUUGCAUCUUUGAGUAAGGAUGUCAUUACAAAAAUGAUACAAACUGGAUAUAAAUUUAACUAAUUUUUAACUGUCUAGAGUAUUUUGGAUGCAAUUGGUGUUAUUUUGGAGGUGAAAGGUAUAAAUUUAGUCAAUUAUAUUCAAAGUCCACUAAAUCAAGGUUUAUGAAUUCCAUUGAGAAAGAGAAAUGUUGGAUUCUCAAAGACAUCUUGAUUGGUUCUAUUCGAUUUUACUAAGGGAAGGCAAGUGUAAUGUAUAAUAUGUGAUUUCUCUGCAAUGCACUUUCUCAAAACUUUGUCUCAUUUCUUUUUGAGAAAUAUUCUGGUAGCUGUAAAUGCUCUAAUGUAUCGGAAUUCAGGCAUUUAUUUUUUAAAAUAUCUGGAAUACAUUAGUAUCUCAGCAAGGUUGGAUUGGGGAGAGAGUAGAGGGCAAAAAAUAUGUCCAAUGCAAUCAGUACUUUGUGAUAUAGAAUAGAAAUCACCAAAAUGUAGAGUGCUUGCUAAUGGAUAAACUGUUUUCAAUUAAAAAGCAUUUUGCAGGUUUUUUUUUCUCUUCCUUUUUUUAAAGUAUCAAAAAGAAUAAAAAAAUUAAGGGGAAAACAUAAAAUGGAACAUUAAAAAUUUCAGUUGCUUUAAAACGGGUGUCAAACUCGUGUCGUCACAUCAUCACAUGACAUUGUGACUUUUCCCCUCUGCUAAACCAGGGGUGGGCGUGGCCAGCACAUGAUGCAUCCAGCCUACGGGCUUGACACCCCUGCUUUAAAAUGUAUAAUUCUGUUGAAGGAUUGUACAGUAGAAGUCUUAUUUGGGAAAAACCAGUGAUGGCAAUGAUUUUAGUAUUAACUUGUAGAGACAUUAGGAAGAAAAUGACUGGAUUCAUGUAUGUGCUAUUUUAGUUUAUUUAACCAUUGAUCAUUCACAUAUCACACUAAACAAAACCAACCAAGUCAUCCUCUAGUGUAGCACAAUGUGUGGAAGCCACUAAGUUGUUUUAUUUCUUUCAUACAGGUAGCAAUAAUGGCAGUGCCAGUUCUUGGCUGAUGCAAAAAGAAAGUUUCAGCUAUCUUGGAAUCCUCCUGCUGUAAGAACAUAACGUCUCCACCCUUACAGAGUGCUGUACUCCUUUCUCUCAAAAUUAUUUGAAAAUCUAGGAUUUAACAGCAUCUUAAAAUUCUUUGCAUCUUGGCUCUCUCCUCUGAAAUUGAAAUUGUCCUCAAUCAAGGGUACUUUACUCAUUCCACAGAAAUUAGUCUGUUUUUAAAUUCAUUAAUCCUGUUAACCUAAAUGAAAGUUAUAUGUCACUGUUAGGUAGUGGUAUUUUUAUUUUGUUAGAAUAGAACUUUAUUUGGUUAGAAAGCCUUUUCCUUUCCUAAGAGGAAGAAAAACUGGUUAAUGCACAUUUAUUGAAUAUAAUCAAAUAUUAGCUCAUUGGUAUUUUUAUUUUAUUUUAUUUUAUUUUAUUUUAUUUUUUAUUUUUUUUAUUUACAUUUAUAUCCCGCCCUUUUCCGAAGACUCAUGGCGGCUUACAGUGUAUAAGGCAAUAGUCUCAUUCUAUUUGUAUAUUUACAAAGUCAACUUAUUGCCCCCCCAACAAUCUGGGUCCUCAUUUUACCUACCUUAUAAAGGAUGGAAGGCUGAGUCAACCUUGGGCCGGGCUUGAACCUGCAGUAAUUGCAGGCUAUUGUGUUCUAAUAACAGGCUCCUAACAGCCUGAGCUAUCCACGGCCCGUAUUAUCCACGGUAUAAUAUGUCGGCCCAUAUUAUCCACGGUAUAAUAUGAGAGAGGAAAUAGCUCCUUUUAUAUGCUUUUUAAAUUAUUUUUAAUAAUGAUAUAAAAAUAAGAAUAAUGCCAGCAGGAAGAAAUGGCAAUGAUUAUAAAUGAAGAAAACAUAAAACACCAAAAUAUAUUGUGAUGAUUAAAAUAAAAAUAAAAAAGAGGAAAAACUAACAAAAAUGUAAACAGAUUUCUGUAAUAUCCACAGGUAUUGGUACAAAAUUAAUCCAGUCCAUAUAUUAAAUAUGUCAGAUGAAAAUAUAUUUCAUCUUAUUUUCAGAAUACAUAAAUGUCUGAAAAGGAUCGAAAAUCAUAUCCUGAACUCAAUCCUUAAAAACAGAUGGAUAUUUGCAUUUAGAUAAAAUUAUUCUCUUAGCCUUGCCCAGGCUUGAUGAAGCCAAAACAGAUUCCAUGUUUUAAAAUUAUAUUUCAACAUCAUAUUAAACAUUUAAGCGGGUGGGGUGGUUCUCAGAAUUUAUUGACAUAUGUAGUAAUUUGAAAAUAAUAUGACGUAGCUGAACCAGAUCAUAUGAAUUAAGGAAUCUUCAAAUCUUUUACAGCAUUAGCAUAAAAAAAUCUUAAUGCCUAACCCUUUUAAAACAGUUAAGAAUGAUACAAAAGCUUGACUUACUUUCUGGUGAAUUAAUUUUGUUUUUAAAUCAUAGGAAGUAUAGUUUAUAUUUCUUAACAUCAGAACCCACUAACCCUUCAAAAUUUGAGUAUUCCAGUUCUUCAUUCCAUAAUUUAGAUAAAGAACUGAUACAAAUUUAUUUUUUUGUUUUUUAUUUAAAUUGGAUUAAUGGUUUCCAUUAGAGUGCUGCUUCUAUUGAGGAUCCUAAAAUUUCAGGUAACUCUGCUAAUGUAUUUGAGCCAUUUUGCUUAGUAUAUGUCUCAAUUGUAUCUAUUGAUAUGUGAAUGUUGUAGGAAAGUUAUGUUCAAAAUACAGUCUCACAAAAGUUUUUGAAACAACCUUUAGAAGUGAACAAGUUUAGAAGUCAACAAGUCAACAAGUACAGGUAGUCCUCAAGUUACGAAUGUAAUGGAGCCUGCAAAUUUCUUUUAUAACCUGAAGAUUUGCAGGAGUGAAUCAACUAACUUAAACAGUAUUGUGUAACACGUUCUAGAAUUCUGGAGUUGCCAUAUAUAAAGUUAUUUCACUGUAAAUGCUGUAUAUGUCCCUUCUUCCCUGCAUAUUGUGCAAUAAAAAUACUAAAAUGAU
Molecule: messenger RNA, 8428 nt
Organism: Ahaetulla prasina
Lineage: Eukaryota; Metazoa; Chordata; Lepidosauria; Squamata; Colubridae
Gene: PDK3
Product: pyruvate dehydrogenase kinase 3
Exons: 12
Coding region: 652-1734 (360 amino acids)
Biological process (GO): regulation of glucose metabolic process; protein phosphorylation
Cellular component (GO): mitochondrion
Molecular function (GO): pyruvate dehydrogenase (acetyl-transferring) kinase activity
Source: RefSeq, a predicted model, not a curated record